This is a messenger RNA of Tachysurus fulvidraco (yellow catfish), 483 nucleotides long. RefSeq names its product CMRF35-like molecule 5. The record is from RefSeq and is a predicted model, not a curated record. Bases 1 to 483 code for a protein of 160 amino acids. NCBI's taxonomy places the organism in Eukaryota, Metazoa, Chordata, Actinopteri, Siluriformes, Bagridae. The transcript has 3 exons.
AUGUCGACACUGGACUACUGCACCUCGCUCCUGGCAGUUGAUGCCGUUCAGUCACAGAGGUACUUUAGUCUUAAACCUGGAUCAUCUGUCACCAUCCCAUGUCAUUAUAAUAGGAAAAAUAAACACCAUAAGAAAUAUUGGUGCUCUGAUCCUGAUCUGUCAGUGAGGGAGAGCAGAGUGAGAGGUGAGGAAGGAGGCAGCAUCACAGUCAAGUGUCUCUACAGUGCUGAGUAUCAGAAUACACAGAAGCAGUGGUGCAGAUUUAAAGAUGGACAAUGCAACACUGUGAGGACUGAAACAUCCCAGAAUUCAGCAGUGUACAUCAGUGAUGAUGGGAGAAGAUCCUUCAGUGUGAGGAUGAGCAGACUGAAGAAGAGUGAUACUGGAUGGUACUGGUGCAGUGCAGGAGAUCUGCAGGUUCCUGUUCACAUCAGUGUCAGUGAUCCACCUCCAGGUAUUAUCACAAACACUGAUCAACUUUAA